Messenger RNA from Lecanosticta acicola, 195 nucleotides. Lineage: Eukaryota; Fungi; Ascomycota; Dothideomycetes; Mycosphaerellales; Mycosphaerellaceae. The record is from the annotation of a GenBank genome assembly.
AUGAUCUCCGACGGCUCCCUCUACAGUCUAGCUGUCUUCCUCGGCGCAGCUUCCAUGCUCCUCAUCGUUCUCUACCAUUUCCUCGAAAUCAAUUCCGACGAACAUGAACAGAAGAUCUCUCCCGUGACCGGAGCACCCAAAACAGGACCUCUCAAAGACAACGUUGGACCGGGACAGAUCAAUGCGAGAGGGUGA